GGGGCGGGGCGUCGGGCCGGAAGCCAGGCUGGGCCACGUCUUCAAGCUUUGAGUGAGCUCGUUUGGUACGCACUGCACGGUGGCUGGCUGCUCUGCUGUGGAGAGGACGUUCCAGCUCCAGAACUAGACAUGGAUCUGGAGGCUGUUUCUAAACGCUCAGCAUUCCAUGCCAAGCCCCAGGGGCUCAUUCUCCAGUAUGGGACUGCUGGAUUUCGGACAAACGCCCAACAUCUCGAUCAUAUCAUGUUUCGAAUGGGAUUACUAGCCGUCCUGAGGUCAAAGCAGACAAGAGCCACCAUUGGAGUCAUGGUUACGGCCUCACACAAUCCCGAGGAAGACAACGGCGUGAAAUUGAUUGAUCCGUUGGGGGAAAUGUUGGCCCCUUCCUGGGAGGAGCAUGCUACCUGUCUGGCCAGUGCUGAGGAGCAGGAGAUGCCUAGAGUGCUUGCCGCCAUCAUGGAGAAAGAAGCUGUGGAUCCGCAGCAGGCUGCCUUCGUAGUUAUUGGUAGAGACACCAGGCCCAGUAGUGAGAAACUUUCACAGUCUGUAAUAGACGGUGUGACUGUUUUAGGAGGUCAACUUCAUGACUAUGGCCUGUUGACCACACCUCAGCUACACUACAUGGUGUAUUGUCGGAAUUCCGGAGACCGGUAUGGAAAGGCCACCAUAGAAGGCUACUGUCAGAAACUCUCCAAGGCUUUUGUAGACCUUACCAAACAGGUUUCCUGCAGUGGAGAUGAAAACAGAUCGGUUAAGGUCGACUGCGCCAACGGCAUCGGGGCCUUGAAGCUGAAAGAAAUGGAGCACUACUUCUCCCAGGGGCUGUUGGUUCAGCUGUUUAACGAUGGGACUGAAGGGCGUCUCAAUCACCUGUGUGGUGCUGACUUCGUGAAAAGUCACCAGAAACCCCCACAGGGAAUGGAAAUGAAGUCCAAUGAAAGAUGCUGCUCUUUUGAUGGAGAUGCAGACAGAAUUGUGUAUUACUACUGUGAUGCAGAUGGUCACUUUCAUCUCAUAGACGGAGACAAGAUAGCAACAUUAAUUAGCAGUUUCCUUAAAGAGCUACUGUUGGAGAUUGGAGAAAGUCUGAAUAUUGGUGUCGUACAGACUGCAUAUGCAAAUGGAAGUUCCACAAGAUACCUUGAAGAAGUUAUGAAGGUGCCUGUUUAUUGCACCAAAACUGGUGUCAAACAUUUGCAUCACAAGGCCCAAGAGUUUGACAUUGGAGUUUAUUUUGAAGCAAAUGGGCAUGGCACAGCACUGUUCAGUGAAGCAGUUGAAGUGAAGAUAAAGAGACUAGCACAAGAAGCAGAAGAUGAGAAAGGAAAAGCUGCCAAGAUGCUUGCAAGCAUCAUCGACUUGUUCAACCAGGCAGCUGGAGAUGCUAUCUCUGACAUGCUGGUGAUUGAGGCUAUCCUGGCUCUGAAGGGUCUGACUGUGCAGCAGUGGGAUGCUAUUUAUGUUGAUCUUCCUAACAGACAACUCAAAGUUAAGGUUGCAGACAGGAGAGUUAUUAACACCACUGAUGCUGAAAGACAAGCAGUCACUCCUCCAGGACUCCAAGAAGCAAUCAAUGACCUGGUGAAGAAGUACAAGCUUGCCCGAGCUUUUGUCCGACCCUCUGGAACGGAAGACAUUGUCCGAGUAUAUGCAGAAGCAGACUCACAAGAAAGUGCAGAUAGGCUUGCAUAUGAAGUGAGUUUGGUGGUGUUUCAGCUGGCUGGAGGCAUUGGAGAAAGGCCACAACCAUCUUUCUGAAGAUAACUUUUAUAUUGUUGAAAAAUGGACUUUUAUGCAACUAUUGACAAUACUGUCAGUACUAAGGCAUUUGUAAUCCUAACAUUACAAAAGCACUCUAAUGGAAUUAGAUCUGUUUUUUUUAAAAAUACUACCAGGAAAAACAAAACAAAACUGUUUAGAGGCUGGUAAAUCUUAAGACUUGUUAAUGAAGCUCAUCUCUGAUUUUAAUCUAUAUUAAGUUCUAAUAGUUUGAGUGUCAUUAAUUUUACAGUGUAUGUAGGGCAUUGGGAAAUUAAAUUUUAUUACUUAUUAA
Molecule: messenger RNA, 2053 nt
Organism: Peromyscus maniculatus bairdii (prairie deer mouse)
Lineage: Eukaryota; Metazoa; Chordata; Mammalia; Rodentia; Cricetidae
Gene: Pgm3
Product: phosphoglucomutase 3
Biological process (GO): hemopoiesis; UDP-N-acetylglucosamine biosynthetic process; carbohydrate metabolic process
Molecular function (GO): phosphoacetylglucosamine mutase activity; magnesium ion binding
Source: RefSeq, a predicted model, not a curated record